AUAAUAUUCCAAUCGCAAGGACAAACGAAAAUCUUAUACAUGUGUUUAUUGUUCUGCGUUAAUAACAUGCUCCGAGUAGCGACAAAUGGUAAAUACGUGUUCAGGUAAAAAAUAGAGCUCAUUAACGUUUAAACAGGACCUAUAUAAAGAAAAUUUACAAAAACAACUUCAGAAGAAAGCAAAACCUAAGCAACAGUUACAAAUAAUUUUGAUGAUGUGGAAGCUAUUAAUCUGUUUCAUAUUAAAUGUAUCCUGUUCUCAUAGAGCAGAUGGUAUAUAUUUAAAAAACGAAGUCGCAGUAAUAAAUGAAUUUGAAUCUAUAACUGAAUGUGUUAUAACUUUGAGUGGUUUGCUAAAUAUGAGCCCGACAUUUACGAUACUCAAACAAAAAGAUGAGGAUAAUAAAGAAAAUGAAUUUAUCGAACAAUUGGUGAGAAGUCUAGCUAAACACAAUACACCUCAAGCUAUUCUUGAAGAUGUUACCGACCACGAUGAAGAUAGCCAUGAUUUAUACAUCAACUCAUUAACAGUUGUUUUUUUCGGUUCGUGUGAAGAAGCAAUUCAGUUUGACUACAAGAAUGUAAACAAAAUAAAAUACCUCAUCGUUAUAUCUGAUCCUACCAGCAAUGACUGUGGAAAAAUACUUAAAGCAAUAAAAGAAACAGUUGGUGAAUUUGACGUCACUUUUAUUAUUCAAGAUUUUUCUAGUGACAUCAAUAAGAUUUACACAAUAUUUCCCUAUAAAGACAUAAACACGUGUGAAAUGGUCCACAAGUUGACGCACAUCAAUACUUGUAUCAACAGUACUUUAGAAACUCAAGAAGUGUUUCCAAUGAAAACACCCACGAAUUACAACAAAUGUCCUCUUAGGGUAGGUAUGGCAACACUUUUUCCAUUCUCCACAAUUAAAGAUCAUAAUUCACUUAAAUCUUAUGAUCCACUCGAAGAAUCACAAAUUAAAGGAUCAGAUCUAGAAAUGCUGAAAGUCAUCAGUAAACAUUUUAAUGCAUCUUUAGAACUACAUUAUAUCAAUAGAAGUGAAGAGAAUCCGUAUGUGGACACCGAACUUCUGAAGUUCCUUUUUAACGACAGCCUUGAUAUAUGUGCUGGGGGCCUCUACAGAAUAUACGGAGACGUAGUAGCAUACUCAGGGAUCUACAGCAGACAAGACGUUCUAUGGAUUUAUUACGGUCAACGAUCAGAAAGGUCUUGGGAGAAUUUAAUAAGAAAAAUGUACAGCAGUUACAUCUUCAUCAUAUUCUACUUUACCUAUUCCAUUAUUUGGUAUUUCAUUUGUUUAUUCGAUGGGAAUUCAGUUUCUUUUACGAAUACGUUGUUGUACGGCUGGGGAGGACUCGUAGGUGCAACAUCUAUACAAGAACCAAGAUCAGCAAAACAGAAAGUGAUAAACAUCAUGUAUUUAAUCCUGUGUGUCUUCUUAUCUGUAUUUGUAAGCAUCCAACUGUAUUCAUACUUGACCAUACAAGUGCCGCCACAAUUAUUUAAAACCAACGACGAAGUUAUGGAGUCAGGGAGAGUAGCCUUCUUAAAACCAAUAACGAAAUAUUUUAAUAGGGACGAGAAAUAUUUGAAGUUUGCAGAUAAGUCUCAAGACUGUUCAUCGUUCAUGGAUUGCUCGAAUAAAACUAUACAGUACAAUGGUUUGACAAUAGUUCUGCAGAGUUACUUCUAUAUCAUCCAAGCGAUGACAACUGUCGAUGAUGAAGCUAGAAUACUAAGAGCUUCCGAGAAUGUUUUGACAGUCUUCAAUGAAAUGCUGAUUAGAAAGAACAGUUCACUUGUAGUGAAAAUCCAAAAAAUAAUACCAAGAUUAUUUGAAGGUGGUAUUACAAGAAAGCAGUUUAUUGAAGCCAUUGGUCUGUCUGUGGUAGAUAAGGCAGGUAUUGCUAAUGCUAACACGAUAACGAACAGUUAUAGUUGCCAGGCUGGGUGUAAGAUCACGCUCAAGCAGAUAGCUGGAGCCUUUCACAUUUGGCUCUUUGGAUGUGGUCUAUCUUGCUUCUUUUUUGUCAUUGAAGUGCUUAGCAAACGCAAAAUAAAAACAAUAUAAAUGUGAAAAAGUAAAAGCUAUAUUCGAUAAAAUUUUAGUAUAUAGCUAUAUUUUUAUAAUAACUAUCGUGAGACUGAUUCAUUAUUAAA
This is a messenger RNA of Trichoplusia ni (cabbage looper), 2160 nucleotides long. RefSeq lists its product as uncharacterized. NCBI's taxonomy places the organism in Eukaryota, Metazoa, Arthropoda, Insecta, Lepidoptera, Noctuidae. The record is from RefSeq and is a predicted model, not a curated record. Bases 212 to 2071 code for a protein of 619 amino acids. The transcript has a single exon.